AUGUAUGUGGUGGGGGAAAAACCUUCGAUUGGUGCUGUUUUGAGAUUCAUUGAAAAAGAAUGGCAGCAAGUUAGCAAACCUCAGAUUUUCCUCCAUGAUGAGGGCUAUUUUGUGAUUAGAUUUCAGUCAAAGAAGGACAAGGAAUCAGUACUAGUGGCUGGUCCUCAUAUGUUCUUUGGCAAACCUAUGAUUGUGAAACCUUGGACAACAAGUUUUAAUUUCCAGGAGGAAAUAUUGAGGGUAGUACCAGUGUGGGUUAGAUUGCCUAAUUUACCAUUAAGCUGUUGGGGGGCUGAUUCAUUGAGCAGAAUAGGAAGCUUGCUUGGAGAUCCGCUAUUUGCUGAUGAUUGUACUUCUAAGCAGCAAAGAAUAUCCUUUGCUCGAAUACUCAUUGAGGUGGAUGUUACUGGUGACUUGCCUAAAUAUGUGCAGAUUCAGGAUCCUUUGGGUAACAUUGUUAAACAGGUGGUGGAGUAUGAGUGGCUACCACCAUACUGCCAGGACUGUAAGAUUGUGGGACAUGAUUGUGCUCAUACAAAGGUGAACACUACAAGGUUUAGACCAGCUGCUGUUCAGAAAAAAAAGGUUGUGAGGGUGUGGAAACCUAAAGUUGUGCAACCAGCUCCUGAAGCAAAAGAAACUGCUAAUUUGAAUAGUAAACCUGAUGCACAAGAGAAUGAUGGAGAGAAUGGAGAGUUGUCUGUUACUGAUAGACCUUUUACCCCACUUGCUCCAAUCCAUGAUGAAGGGUGGAGGGUUGUUUCAAGGAGAAGGAGAGAUAUAAGGACUCCAGUACAGACUGUGGGGCUUGCUGAGAAUGUUAGGGGAUUGAAUGAUCCCAUUAAAGUAGUUGAAAUAAAGAAGUUUUUGGCUAAUAAUAACAUUAGUGUUGUAGCUUUGUUAGAAACUAAAGUUCAGGAGAAGAAUAGUAGUAAAAUUCAGAAGAAAAUAGGGAAUGGGUAG
Molecule: messenger RNA, 963 nt
Organism: Spinacia oleracea (spinach)
Lineage: Eukaryota; Viridiplantae; Streptophyta; Magnoliopsida; Caryophyllales; Amaranthaceae
Exons: 2
Coding region: 1-963 (320 amino acids)
Source: RefSeq, a predicted model, not a curated record